Messenger RNA from Penicillium roqueforti, 927 nucleotides. Its product is annotated as 2EXR domain-containing protein. The transcript has a single exon. The record is from RefSeq and is a predicted model, not a curated record. Lineage: Eukaryota; Fungi; Ascomycota; Eurotiomycetes; Eurotiales; Aspergillaceae. The coding region runs from base 1 to 927 and encodes 308 amino acids.
AUGGCGCGAUUCUCUACCCUUCCAGCCGAGUUGCGCGAGCUGAUUUGGGAGUUUGCCCUUCCAGCGCGAGUCGUUGAGAUUGGAGAACCAUGCGACCCAGAUAUCUUACCAGAGGAAGACCUCAGACGAGCAUGGGUCCUUAACAGAAAGUAUCCAACCAUUGCUCAUGUCUGUUUGGAAUCACGCCGAAUCGCUCUGGCCAAAUUCAAGCUCCCCAAAGGUGUUGCUCUUGCGCAGGAUUGCAUGACAGAUGAUCGAUGGUGGUGGAAGUCGACCGACAUUAUUCACUUCAAUGCUCCAGAGAUUGUCGCACCAACGCAAAGAUGCAUACUAGAAGACAACCUAUUGGACUUGAUAAGUGUUCCUAUUCUAUGCAAAAAGGUCUCUAUCAGUGCAGACAUCGUUCACCCUUUUUUGCGUUUCCGUACUAGGUCCGAGAUCCCACACUCGAUAGUAUGGGAAGUGCUUUCCUCAAUGGAGACAUGCAUAAUAGCCCUACACACAGUCUGUAUCCGAGCCACCAACGAACAAGCUCAGGAGCUAGGCCUCUUUGGCAACGGAGACGAGCCAGCACAGUUGAUUGACCCGUUUGACAAGGCAGCUAUCAGGCGAUUCAGACAGCUCUGGAUGGACACAAAACAGGAGGUCUCUUCAGUCAAGUUUUUUGAUACAAUCGACACCGGAAGAUUCACUUUUCGAGUCGAAAGGUGGCUCGCAGAGAUGUCAGCGGAGUACAUCGACUUCAAAUCGACCGAUCCACCGUUCCCAACCCUAGGACCGCGGGCUAUAAGUGCAGCACUUCGUCGAUUCCCAGCUCAAAGACACAAUUCCGACGCGAAACAAUAUCUUGUCGGAUUUCCCAAUCUGCAUCUGAGGAUCAUGUUUCGACUCUGCCCACCUGCAGUGGUCGAUCCGGUGAUUACAUAA